Molecule: messenger RNA, 1308 nt
Organism: Epinephelus lanceolatus (giant grouper)
Lineage: Eukaryota; Metazoa; Chordata; Actinopteri; Perciformes; Serranidae
Source: RefSeq, a predicted model, not a curated record
UUUGUCUUGACUCACAACGACAUGGCUGUUCAUCUCCUCUUUCUUCUCCUCCUCACCAGAUUAACAGGAGUUCACAGUGUAACUACAGUCAGUAAAGUGUCAGUGAAGGCUGGAGCCUCAGUCAUUAUCCCAUGUCUGUAUGACAAACAAUACAUAAACCAUGUGAAAGGUUUGUGUAAAGGAUAUUACUGGGACUUCUGCUCUUAUGUAGUUCAAACAAACCGACGAAAUUCAGGACAGUUUUCAAUCUCUGAUGACAAAAGCCGGAGAAUCUUCACUGUGACUUUUAAAGACUUGACAGCUGAGGACACUGAUUACUGGUGUGCUGUGGAGGUUGAUAGAGGGUCAGAUGUCAGAGAGUAUUUUCAGCUGUCAGUCACUAAAGGCACACCCAGUCUCUAUGUGGAUCAUCAGACGAUUACAGGAUUUAUAGGAGGCAAAAUAACCAUCAGUUGUCACUAUAGAAACUCUGGAGAAACCAAGUGGUGCAGGCUGGGCCGCUCCUGUGUGACAAGUCCAUCUGGCUCAAUAGAUGAAACAACAGUGACCAUCAAUGCAAGUGUCCCCGAUGUUUUCAAUGUGACUAUGAGUGGACUGAGCGCACAGAGCAGCGGCUGGUAUUUGUGUGUCAGUGGAGACCUGCAGAUGCCAGUACAUGUAACUGUUGAUAAGCAACCAACCACCAACGCACCACCUACAACAACUCAGCGUAACAAAAGUGUUUCAGUUGACCUUAAGCGCUUCAUCAUCCCUCUGGGUUUGCUGAUCUUCAUGGUAAUGGUGACUUUGUUCAUCUUGUUUAUGCUGAAAAGACACAAGCAGAGCAAAGAUGAAUCAUCGGCCACAGCGACGGCCAAAGAGGAAGUAACAUACAGCGUUGUUAAGAAAAAGAGAAAAACUCCAGCCCAGGCACAAGAGGAUGUAACAUACAGCGAUGUAAAGCACAAGAGAAAAACUCCAGCCCAGGCACACGAGGAAGUAACAUACAGCAAUGUAAAGCACAAGAGAAAAACUCCAGAUGAGAGGUCGGAUGCUAAGAGUGAUGUGGACGUGACGUACAGCUCUGUGGUUAUUGUUGAACAACAAACUAAGGGUACAUUUUAAGAAUAUCUCAUGCACUGUACACAGUGAAGUUUUUUCCCACAUUUUUUUCAUAGCCACACUGGUACCGUGGCUAUGUGGAUGGUGAUGUCAGUCUGUCGGUCAGUAAGUCCAUCCCUUUGGUUCAGCCUGAAAUAUCACAACAGGUAUUGGGUGAAUUAUUUAUUUUUUUUAAGAUUAUUUUUUGGGCUUUUUGCCUUUAAUGAA